This is a messenger RNA of Ananas comosus (pineapple), 1182 nucleotides long. Its product is annotated as glucose-induced degradation protein 8 homolog. The coding region runs from base 126 to 776 and encodes 216 amino acids. Gene Ontology annotation, biological process: cell surface receptor signaling pathway; cytoskeleton organization. Gene Ontology annotation, cellular component: cytoplasm. The transcript has 7 exons. NCBI's taxonomy places the organism in Eukaryota, Viridiplantae, Streptophyta, Magnoliopsida, Poales, Bromeliaceae. Gene Ontology annotation, molecular function: protein binding. The record is from RefSeq and is a predicted model, not a curated record.
UCUCUCCUUCGCCGUAUAUAGCUACUGGUCUCGCCUCUCUCUCUCUCUCUCUCUCUCUCUCUCUCUCUCCACACCGCUGCGGAGAUCAUCGGAGCUCUCUCUCUCUCUCUCUCUCUCAUAAAGCAAUGAUGGAGUUGGAUCCGAGGCAAUACGAGCACGUAGCAAUCAGCGAUGCUGAUGUGCGCAACAUUGUCCUGUCUUAUCUUAUUCACAACUGUUUCAAAGAGACGGCAGACGCUUUUCUCACUUCUACGGGGAUGAAGCAUCCUGUUGAUUACCUAGUAGACAUGGACAAGCGGAAAUCAAUUUUUCAUUUUGCCUUGGAAGGAAAUGCUCUCGAGGCCAUAGAGCUGACACAACAGCUAGCUCCAAACUUACUGGAGGCUAAUAUGGAUUUGCAUUUCGAUCUUUUAAGCCUUCACUUUAUUGAUCUUGUCCGCUCCAGAAAGUGCAAGGAAGCUCUCGAGUUUGGUCAGAAAAGUCUUACUCCAUUUGGAAAGGUGCAAAAGUAUGUAACGAAACUGGAGGAGUUUAUUGCUCUACUAGCUUAUGAGGAGCCUGAAAGGUCACCUAUGUUCCAACUACUGAGCCCAGAAUAUCGGCAGAACAUAGCAGAUAGCCUGAAUCGAGCUAUUCUUGCACAUGCUAAGCUUCCUGCCUAUUCUUCUCUGGAGAAGCUGAUACAGCAGAUAACUGUGGUUAGAGAAUACCUACAACAGGAGCUAGCCAAGGAUGCUCCCCCGCCAUUUUCUUUGAAGGCAUUUCUAAACAGCUGAAGCCACAGAAGAAGUGCUUAAUUUUCACCAUCAUAUCAUAUUGCCGGUAUAGUAUUUGUUCUUAAUAUUUCCACGAUAUUUGGUUGCAAUACAAGGUUCAAUCCUACAGAAAAUGAUUGCAGAAGCAUCAGCCACGUAAACGCUUACACAUGAUUAAACAGUUUCUCAAUCAUGCUUUACUGCGGUAAGAAUUUUCUUGUCUAAUUUUAUGGAAGUAUCUGGUGUUGUAUGUUGUUGUUCAGUGCAUGCAGUAAUGUCUUUUUUCCUUUGUUUCCUUUUUCUUAUGAUGUUGUUGUUUUUCUCAUAUGUGGCUAAGUUAUUUGUACAUAAGAAAACAUGAAGGGUAGUUUUCUAUAUGCAGUUCCAUUGAAUCUUAUAUGCAGUUUUAGUUACAGUGCUUUCUGAU